Molecule: messenger RNA, 1199 nt
Organism: Gastrolobium bilobum
Lineage: Eukaryota; Viridiplantae; Streptophyta; Magnoliopsida; Fabales; Fabaceae
Exons: 9
Coding region: 89-841 (250 amino acids)
Molecular function (GO): RNA binding
Source: RefSeq, a predicted model, not a curated record
UGAGGUUAGGGCGUAAUAGAAAAAACAAGCCGUUGAAGAGGGCUCGCUCUUUUUGUUGGGAAAGGAAGCUCUAUCCUUACGAAUCGUGAUGGAUCGGUACCAAAAGGUGGAGAAGCCAAGAGCAGAAACGCCAAUCGAUGAAAACGAGAUCCGGAUUACUAGUCAGGGGAGGAUGCGGAACUACAUUACUUACGCCAUGACCUUGCUUCAGGAAAAAGGUUCCAAUGAAAUUGUUUUCAAAGCAAUGGGAAGAGCUAUCAACAAAACCGUAACAAUUGUGGAGUUGAUCAAGAGGAGAAUUGUCGGUCUCCACCAGAAUACAGCAAUUGGAUCCACUGACAUCACUGAUACUUGGGAGCCCCUAGAGGAGGGCCUUCUUCCUUUGGAGACAAAAAGGCAUGUGUCAAUAAUAACCAUAACCCUUUCUAUAAAUGAACUUGAUACAUCAUCUGUGGGGUAUCAGUCUCCGUUACCCGCUGAUCAGGUGAAGGCUUCUACAGAUUUUGAUUAUGGAGAGGGUUCACCUAAUGGCCAUGUUCGGGGUCGUGGUGGUCGAGGCAGGGGAAAGGUCAGAGGGAAUGGUUUUAUUUCAGCUGAAUACGAGGAUGGUGGUUGGGAACAAAAUGGGGGAAAUGCUAGGGGCAGGGGGGGUAGAGGAAGAGGACGUGGCUUCCGUGGUCGUGGAAGGGGAGGAUACAACGGGCCCCAUGUUGAUAUGCAGCAAGAUGGAGGAUAUAACCAGGAUUUAUCUCUAGGCCAUGGUCGUGGCCGUGGCAGGGGGGGAUAUCGUGGAAGGGGUCGUGGCUUUAGAUCCAAUGGGCUGAUCCAAGCAGCUGCCUGAGGCAACUAGUGGGCCGCCUUUUGUGCAGUGCACAUGACUUGUAAUGCCUUGUCUAAUUUUAUGUUCUCUCUUUGCUUUAUUUCUUCAAUUUUCUCCAUUUCCCCCAUUCUUCCUUGAACUGUAGGGCAUUUUCUUCUUAUAGUUUCUGUAGACUUUUAGCUUGAGAGUGCUGCCACAUAAGGCAGCUACUUCAUGUUUUAGGCCUAGGUCAGAUCGUGAACAGUUGUUCUCAUGUUUUGGCCCUGAAUCUCAUUCUUUAAUUUUAUUUUCUAGAGAUGUGUUUUUGAAUUUAUACCUUUUCACUGUUCCUUUUCUGGCAGCGUCUUUUUUUUUUUGUUCAGUGAAAAAGACUAGCUUC